UCAUUUUUCUUUUCCGCAAAAUUCUCAUACUGUUGAGCGUUUACAUAUGAGUAUAUGACAGGUACAAGCAUUACAAGCUUGUGUUCAGGUGUUCUCACCGUGAGCCGAUCUUGGUCAUUCCCACUGUCUGUAUGCCAUAUUUUUCGUUGACUCAUGUCUCAUAGUUUAUUCGAAAUUGGAUGAUUUACCGUGUAAUGUAUUAUUUUUCAUUCUCUGAUGUCUCCUAGACUUAGAUGUGAAUACAUUAGACAUAAUUGUAUCAUCAGCUUCUAUCAACUCUUGUUCCUAUUUGUAUCCACAGUAUGAACAUAUAAAGCAUCUUUUAACUAUGGACUCAAUUCAUAAUCAAACAAUCAACUUAAAAAUUAAACAAAACAAUACAUUUAUUUGUAGAUAAAUUCAAUUUAACAUGUCGUCUGGUAGUCCUCCAGUAGAUUAUCAAAAGCCCGUAAAAGUUAAAUCUCGAUGGACACAAUCUUGUCAGAUAGAAAUGAUGAUGGAAGAGUCACAGUCUUCAUUAGAUAUGUCUGAUACUGUAACAGAUGUUGAAACAAGUGAUUUAAAUGAUAGUACUGAUUAUAAUUCUGAAUUUAACACUUUAGAAUUAAGCAAAAGUCGUAGGACUACCAGUAAUAGAAGACAUUAUAAACAAUCAAAUCAGAAAAAAAAAAUAAUAACUUCUAAGAAUUUUAAUGAAAAGGAACUAAAAAGGAAUCAAUUAUCUAAUACAUCUGUCAUUGAUCAGGAAGACGAUAUAUCACUAGAAUCUAAUAUCAUUAGAAGACAUGCUUCAAUGGACUGGAACAAUAUUUCAAUUUUUCAAUCAAAGAGUGUUAAUAAUAUGACUGAAAUUAUUGAUAAAUUACCAUUAAAACCUAUUCGUCGAGCCUCUGUACCGUGGAAGUUUAAAUUCUCAUUUAUGAAAGACGUAAAAGAUAAUGUUAUGUUAUUGAAAAAAAACGACUCUUUUAAUUUUCCUAAUGAUUUUAAAUAUUUAAAUUUAAGUGAGAUAUUAUUGAGCAAAGAUGACAAAUUAGCUCAAAAAGAGAAAACGACAGAUACAAAUAUUGCCCAACAAUCAUAUUGUUUAAAUGUCAGUGAUUUUGAUGGCUUGAAUAAUAAAAUAUUAAAUAUUACAGAAUUAAAUGAAAUAUCUACAGAACAUUUAAAUAAGAUUGAGCAAUCUGAUGAGUUGAAUUUAGAUGUAAAGCAUUACAGUGAAAAAAAUAAAAAUACCAAUUUGGAGGUAUCUGGAUUAGAAAAUUUGAAGAGUAAUCCUGUUUGUAAACCCAGGAAAAUUCGUUCUAAAAGUUGUGAUUUUGAGUUAAAAAAAACGUAUUAUUCAUUUAAACGUUGUAAAAGCUUUAAUGACUUAAAUCAACUAAAAAAUUCUGUGACUGAUGCUUUUAAAUUACAAAAACCUGAAAAGAAAUCUCCAAAAAAAAAAAGACGACAGUCAAACAGAAUUAAACCUAAAAAUAAUUAUAUACUUGAGAUACUUGAUGAUAUGAAAGUUCCAGAAGUUAAUUAUGAUCAGGUAGCUGACGAAAUUUACAAAGAACACAAAAAUCAAUUACUUGAAGCAAGAAUUAAUGAUGUAGAAUUUGAUGAAAAAUUAAAAGCUACCAAUUUUACAUUAGUUGAUGAAAAUGUUUACAGACCUAAUAGGCAAGAUUUAAAAUUGUAUCCACCUUCUGAAAUUCCUAUGCUACGUAAGCUGAAACAACGAAUAAUAUCUGGAGAUAUAAACGAUUAUUGUGAAUGUACAUUAUCUAAAAAAGAUAUAAUUGAAGGAAUUACAGGAUGUGAUGAAAGAUGUCUCAAUCGAUUGCUUAAAGUUGAAUGUGGUUCGGGUUGUUCUCUUAAAAGAUAUUGUACUAAUAAACAAUUUCAGAAUAAACAAUUCAAGAAAACUAAUAUUAUUAAAACUGCCAAUAAAGGUUAUGGAAUUUGUGCUAUUGAAGAUAUUCCUAAAGGUGUUUUAAUUAGUGAAUAUGUUGGUGAAGUAAUUGAUUAUAACGAAAUGUGUAAUCGUCUGACAAAAAAAGAAUAUAAAAAUUUGAAUUAUAUGGUUCAAUUAAAUCCAGAUGAAAUUAUUGAUUCUACUUCAAAAGGAAAUGUGACUAGGUUUAUUAAUCAUAGCUGUGAUCCAAAUUCAGUUGGUGAAAAGUGGCAUGUAUUGGGUCAGUCUCGUAUUGGGUUCUUUAGUACUCGGCCAAUUAAAAAAGGUGAAGAAAUCACAUUUGAUUACAGUUUUCAAAUCUUUGGUGAUGGUGCUCAAAUAUGUUAUUGUGGUUCAUCAAAAUGUCGUGGAUACAUCAAUAAAUCAUCUCAAAUUGUUGAUCAUCAUAAUAGUUCUGAUGAUAGUGAAAGCACUAAUGAAAAUGUUUUUGUAUCAAAAUCUGAAGAAAAAAAAAAGAAAAAAAAGAAAUUGCAAAAGAGAACUGCUAAUAAUAAUGAAAAUAAAUUAAGAGAGUUGAGAAGACAAUUAACAGAAAUUGCCAAAUUAAAAAGUGGAUUAAAAGCUGAUCAAGAAAUGGCCACAUUGAAUUUGAAUAGACUUAUGGUACAUAUUACAGAUAGUAUUAGUCGUUUACAUGUCUUAACAUUUAUACGAGAACAUGAUAUGAACAAAAGAUUAUUUAUGGAUUUCAGUGGACUUAGUAUUAUUCAUAAUUGGAUGACAUCAAAUGAAAAUGAAUCAUUUAAAUUAAUGAUUUUGGAAAUCUUAGAUGAACUUCCUAUCACAAACAGAAAUACAAUUACUAAAUCUAAAGUAUUAGAUGUUGUUGCUGAAUGGGCUGAAAUUCCACAAGACGUCAAAACUAAAAUUGAAAGUUUAGAGUAUCCUGCUACAGAAAUUAAAAAUCAUUGUCAAGAAAUUGACAGCUUAUUUUCAAAUGAUAAUGGAAUGAUAAAUAAUCUGUUGGAAAAAUCUAGAGCUUUGUGGAAAAAAUGGAUUGUAUUAAAAAUGGUGUUUAAAAUUCCUAAAAAAAUAGAUCAGCAUAAAUCAGUCAAAGAAAAAUGUUCAAGUGAAGUUAUUAAUGAUUAUUAUGAAUCUUCGAUGAACAUAAGAACUAUUGAUCAAAACACGUUUAGAUAUUCUAAUAAAUACGAAAAUAAAGUACGGAAUCAUCGAACUAUAUAUUUAGAUCGUAGACAAUCCAGAAAAGAAUAUAAAUUUAAAGAACGCCAAAAAAAGCUUAGAAAUAAAGUGAUGGAUAAUUGGUAUGAAAACUUUGAGGAAAUAGAAAACAAGAAAUCUGAUGAAAAUUAUUUACAACAUUCUCAGACAUUAAAUUUCCUUAAUUACAAUAAUUCAACAUUAAACAAUAAUAAUGGAAUUAAUGAACAGGCAAGCUGGGAUUUUUCAUCACAAGCAACAUACAUAGAUCAAAAUUCAAUAAUCAAUUAUAAUAUGCCAAAUUCUUGUUUGAAUUAUAUGCCACCACAAGCAUUAGAACAAUCAUUAAUUCAAUUUCCACAGUAUUCGCAUGUACAGUCUCAAGUUUCAUCUGAUUAUCAUCUAGUUAAUCAACCAACAUUUUAUAAUACUUCUCAACCACAAACAUCUAGUCAACCAUUAGUAACACAACUGCAAAACAUCACUCAAUUAAACAAUAAACCUAUUCAUCAAAACAUUGAACCACUUGAUAUGUCUCCAAAAAAACAAAUAAUUAAGUUGGCUGAAACUAAUGUCUUUAAUUUGAUCAAUGACAGUUUACGUAAGCAUUAUAAUCCUGAUAAAAUUAAAGUUAUUAGUUCAGAAAUAGAACAUUCCGAGAAACCAUGUACCAGAGCUGUGCAAUCUGGUGCAGAUUUAUUAGCAAGAAUUAAAAUUAUUAGUAAUUCUUUUAAAAAUCAGCCAUCAAAAUUAAUUACAGUUAAAAAUUUAAAACAAAAAAAUGAUAAUACAAAUAUUAAAAAGGUACCUUCGUCGGAUAUAAAGUUGAAGACCAUUUGUGAUGAAAAUAAUAGAAUUAUUUUCAUCAAUGAAGAAACUAGUGUGACUUCAAACACAUUAAGCGAAGAUUUGGUACCAGUUCCUAAAAUUAUUAAAACAUCUAAAGAAAAUAAAUUUGCAAAUGCCAUAUUUAAUUCUUUAUUGAAAAAGGUAUUGAUAUCUGAAGAUGAAAACUCAAUACCAAAAACAUUUGUUUCAAAAACCCUCAACUCAAAUAUAAUUACAUAUCACGAAACUGACAAAGAAAUUGAAUUGUACAAUAAUAUGAAACCAAAAGUUUUAAAAAAAAUAGUUGGUCAUUUAAAAACUAAAAAUGGUUUAGCACCUGUCUUUAAACGACAAUGGGGGAUCAAACUGAAAGGUUUAAAAAAAAAUGUUGAUGAAAUACCAGCUACAAAACGUAAUAUAAUGCGUAAGGGUAAUAUACAUCGUUUAGCAUUAAAAAAUGGUCUUGUCAAUAUAACAAAAUCAGCAUUAAAGAGACAAAGUAAUAUUAAUGUAGAUGAUUAUUUAAAAAGACCUAAAGAAAAAAGAGUUACAUUCUGGAUAGAAGGUGAGACAUCACCAAAUUUGUCACACUCAGAAGUAAAACCAAUUAAUUUGAAUCAAGAUACUGUGAAACAAAAGCCUUUAAUGAAGUGUCAUCCGUUUGAAAUACGAAAUGAACCUAAAUCUAUUUUUCAACCUUCUACAUCUGCUAUUCAAGGGGAUGAUAAUUUGCAAAUUCCUGGUCUUGAUUCAAUUAAUGAUCAAAUAAUUACACCCAUUGUUGCAAGAUUCAAAGCAUCAAGAAAUAGGCGUAUUAGUUUACGAGACAAGUCAAAUGAAUUAGAAUUGUUACGAUGUAAAAGAAAACAUAAGAUACCUAUAAGCAUGAUGUCUUUAUCUGUGGACGUAUUAAAGCUUAUUCCUGAUAACAGAAAGGAAAUGAAGAAAGUAAUUGACUAUUAUCAUUCAAUGGCUACUGUUAUAGUAAAGACAUUAGGAUCAUAUGCUAAAAAGACUUGUCAACAAGGACGUAUAAGAAGUGAUGAAGAUUUUAAAUAUCUUGCUAAAAAAAUUAAUGAAAAUGUGUUGUUGAAAGAGUUACAAUUAAAAAAAGUGGACAAAUUAAAAAUAAGUGAUAGUACAAAAAAUAAAGUUUCUGAAUAUAUCAGAAAGUAUAUGUCACGAUUUGGAGAAGUUUACAAAAGAAAACCCAAUGAACAAACUAAUCACAAACUGAAGUAAGUUACAUGGAAAAUGUUGACUGUUUUGUUUUAAUAUAACACUUUAACUGUUAAUAAACUUUGGUUUGAAGUUGUUAUAUAUUAUUUUUUAAUGCUAAGUAUUAAAAGUUAAUUAGAAUUUGAUUUAUUUUAGACUGAUUAGAUCAUUUAUGUUUUUGAUUUAAGUUUUAACUAUUUCUGUGUAAUUUGUAUAGAUAUUUUCUUUUUUUAUGUACAGUUAUAAUUCAUAACUUAUAAUUUACAUUUUUUACAUUUUGUUAAUUACUAUGUUGUUUUUUAUAUUUUGAAAGUACAUACAUAAAAGAUUAUUAAAUUAUUA
Messenger RNA from Aphis gossypii (cotton aphid), 5512 nucleotides. RefSeq lists its product as uncharacterized. Lineage: Eukaryota; Metazoa; Arthropoda; Insecta; Hemiptera; Aphididae. The coding region runs from base 410 to 5194 and encodes 1594 amino acids. The transcript is spliced from 17 exons. Gene Ontology annotation, cellular component: nucleus; chromosome. The record is from RefSeq and is a predicted model, not a curated record. Gene Ontology annotation, molecular function: histone H3K36 methyltransferase activity; protein binding. Gene Ontology annotation, biological process: regulation of DNA-templated transcription.